AUACAAUUAUAUACAUAUCUUUCCAUAAUAUAUCACUCAAAGCGCACCCGCCCAUUGACCAUUUUUAGGAACUAUUAAUUGAAUCCCCCCAUCUUCCUCUUUUAUUAGGUAUCCAAGAUUGCUUCUCAUUAUAUCUAAACCCCAUCUCAAUUUUACACACACACACACUCAAACACACACACACACAUGGAGCAAACAGUUCUUGAUGAUAUAAUUCAGAGGUUAGUUGCAGUUAAAGGCAAACCUGGUAAACAAGUGCACCUCACUGAACAAGAAAUCAAACAACUUUGUGUUGUUUCCAAAGAUAUUUUCUUGCAACAGCCCAAUUUGCUUGAAAUUGAAGCACCCAUCAAGAUUUGUGGUGACGUGCAUGGUCAAUAUUCUGAUUUGUUACGUCUUUUUGAAUAUGGUGGAUUACCCCCUGAAGCCAAUUACUUGUUUCUUGGCGAUUAUGUUGACCGAGGCAAACAAAGCCUAGAGACAAUAUGUCUUCUCCUUGCUUACAAAAUAAAAUACCCCAAUAAAUUCUUUAUAUUGCGCGGUAACCACGAAUGUGCUUCUAUAAACCGUAUAUAUGGUUUCUAUGAUGAGUGCAAAAGAAGAUUUAAUGUGAAGUUAUGGAAGACCUUCUCGGAUUGCUUCAAUUGCUUGCCUGUUGCAGCUCUUAUUGAUGAAAAGAUUCUGUGCAUGCAUGGAGGAUUGUCACCUGACCUUGAUAAUUUGGAUCAGAUACGAAACUUACGGAGGCCCACUGAUGUACCUGAUAGUGGUUUGUUAUGUGAUCUUCUCUGGUCAGAUCCCGCUGUAGAUGUUAAGGGUUGGGGCAUGAAUGAUCGUGGAGUUUCGUAUACGUUUGGCGCUGAUAUUGUGUCACAGUUUCUGGAGAAGCAUGAUCUGGAUCUUAUUUGCCGUGCACACCAGGUAGUGGAAGAUGGGUAUGAGUUCUUUGCUGACAGACAACUUGUAACUGUGUUUUCGGCACCAAAUUAUUGUGGGGAGUUUGACAAUGCGGGUGCUAUGAUGAGUGUUGAUGACUCUCUAAUGUGCUCUUUCCAAAUACUAAAACCUGCAGAAAAGAAGUCAAAGUUCAACUCAGGUAUCAGUCUUUUUGGAAGCACCACUACAGCUAAACCAGGGAACACCCCAAGUGGAUUCAAGUUCCUAGGUGGGAGAACAUGAGAUAUGGUGCAACGUUGAGGCAUGAACAAAUGAACCUUGACAUUGGUUUUUGGUGCACCAUUAGAUGUUGUUGGAGAAUGUAUAAAUUUCUAAUGUUGGUCGUUGUACUAUAAAUGAGACGGGAUAAAUUGUAAUGAGUAACCACUCUACAAUGUGCAGAACAUGCAGACCCAUGUUUUGAUAGUUAUGGGUAGAAAUAAUUCAGAAGGUCUUGGUAUA
Messenger RNA from Erigeron canadensis, 1398 nucleotides. RefSeq names its product serine/threonine-protein phosphatase PP1 isozyme 3-like. The transcript is spliced from 4 exons. Gene Ontology annotation, molecular function: protein serine/threonine phosphatase activity. Lineage: Eukaryota; Viridiplantae; Streptophyta; Magnoliopsida; Asterales; Asteraceae. Gene Ontology annotation, cellular component: nucleus; cytoplasm. Bases 187 to 1179 code for a protein of 330 amino acids. The record is from RefSeq and is a predicted model, not a curated record.